Messenger RNA from Eublepharis macularius, 1026 nucleotides. RefSeq names its product fucosyltransferase 7 (gene FUT7). The transcript has a single exon. Gene Ontology annotation, cellular component: membrane. Lineage: Eukaryota; Metazoa; Chordata; Lepidosauria; Squamata; Eublepharidae. The record is from RefSeq and is a predicted model, not a curated record. Gene Ontology annotation, molecular function: alpha-(1->3)-fucosyltransferase activity. Bases 1 to 1026 code for a protein of 341 amino acids.
AUGACCUCCUGCACUUUAGUUGCCUUGAAGAGAUUUGCCAGUGCAUUGGUCUUCGGGGUCACGCUAUGGAACUUUGAAUUCCUUUUGCAGCAGUUCCGUUUCCCCACGGGUGGAGUUAGUACCCAUAAUAAGCCUUUCUCCAUUCUGAUUUGGGACUUGCCGUUCAACCGGGCUUUGAACCUCACCAGCAACGUUUGUGCCACACACCAUCACAACAAGGGCUGUUUGUUGACCAGUAACCAUAGCUUACUUGACCAAGCAGACGUGGUGGCGUUCCAUCACCAUGAAUUGCAGCACAGCAGGUCAAGUCUCCCAAGAGCUAAAAGGAAUCCAGGGCAAAACUGGGUGUGGGUUUCACUGGAGUCUCCCACCAACACCAAAGGCCUGGCUGGCUGGAACAGAACCUUCAACUGGGUCAUGACAUAUCGACGGGACUCCGAUAUCUUUGUUCCUUAUGGAGUUCUUGUACCUCACCCAUCUGACAGGGUAGACAUCCCAAAGAAAUCCCAUUCAGUGUGUUGGGUUAUCAGCAACUACCACCAUACCCAAAAGAGAGCAAAGUUGUACCAAGAACUGUCCAGGCACAUCAAGAUCGAUGUAUAUGGAAAAGCAAGCAAGAAGCCUCUCUGCCCAUCCUGCCUCUUGCCAACCAUCUCCCAAUACAAGUUUUAUCUUGCUUUUGAGAAUUCCAUACACCAAGAUUACAUCACGGAGAAGCUGUGGAGGAAUUCCCUGCUUGCUGGCACCGUACCUGUAGUUAUGGGCCCACCCAGAGCCAACUACCAGCAGUUUAUUCCUGGAGAUGCCUUCAUUCACGUAGAAGAUUUUGGCUCAAUGAAGGAGCUUGCUACCUUCCUGGUGACCAUGAAUGACAGCCACUACCAGAGCUUCUUCAGUUGGAGACAAAGGUACACAGUGAAGUUGUAUGAUAACUGGCAGGAACGGUUUUGCACUAUCUGCAAUCAGUAUCCCAGCUUGCCUUGGGGAAAAGUCUACCCCAGCUUGGAGGACUGGUUCAGGAAUUAG